This is a messenger RNA of Porites lobata, 5898 nucleotides long. The record is from the annotation of a GenBank genome assembly. Lineage: Eukaryota; Metazoa; Cnidaria; Anthozoa; Scleractinia; Poritidae.
AUGAUUCUUCGCGCAAUAACAUCAUGGGUCAGCAUGAUAUUAUCUCGCAAAACUAUAACUGUCAUAACUCUAGGGAUUUUGGCGUAUCUGUACUGGCUACACGGCCAUCACCAAGAAUAUAUCGCAUCAAAUGGAAAUGACAGUGACAAAAGUAAAGCCUACGCGCGUGAAAACGCCCUUUUCGCAGACUUUAUGGAAACCUGGUGCCGAGUAAAACGAAUGCGAAUGGACUGGAUACAAGUGUUACGGCCAUGCGCAGACCACAUGGCGUGGGGAGAAGGGAACUGGGGACAACAAAACAAGACAGACGCAGCGAAAAGCUAUUUGACACUGUGGGAUAUCAGACCGGCCGGGCAGUUUAGUCGGUUCGAUAUCCAGUCUGUCACGCGAGACAACAUAGACAAAAAGAUUGGAGGAGACUCGUGGCGGGUCCAUAUACGAGGUCCAUCCUCCAUGUCUCCGACAGUAAUUGAUCAUAACAAUGGGAAAUACGAGGUCAGUUUUCUUGUGUUGGAACCAGGAAAAUACGACGUUGAAGUCGUGUUAGAGUACUCGCUAUGUGAUGGUUACAAAGACCCACCUAAGGACUGGUUUAUAGAAGGUCAGUGAUUGUGAAUAGGUUAUGAAUAUUAGGAGAUGCCUUCCCAAUUUACAAGGGAAACGCCCUGGAAAGGACAUUAAGCAAUGAAGUAGUUACACUUGAACAGGACUAUUUGACCAAAAUGUUAAAAAAGGUUAAGUUGUUUUCCGAGGCUGGCCACACUAGCGCUCUACUAUAGGUGUGGUUUUUAAGAUAACUGUCAGCUUAAAACAACUGCCAGUAGAUCAAGGGAAGCUACAAAAUGAAAGGAAUGGGUACCGCUUAAAUAAGACAAUUCCAUUGACUGAGGGUCUGCUUUCUAGAUAGGUCUGUUUACAUUAGAAACGAUUUUCCUUUGAUCACCUCUCAAUGUUUACUACCAAAACACAAACGUAACGUAUAAAGUUUGGAACCAGACAAACGACGCAGUGCCUACUCGGUGAAGUUCGACAGCACUUUUUGCAAGGUAUCCUUUGUUGUCGCACUAUGAACUGCUGAAAAUCCCAUGAAAAUGUCAUUAAAAACUCAGGAAAGCAUUUUUCAGAGCCCUGAAUACAGAUAUUUCAUUUUCAUGGCCUAUUUUUCAGGUCAUGAAUUUUCUAUGAAAAGUUGAUAAUGGGUUUCAUGGCUCAUGAAAUUGCCAUGAAAUAUCUGGCACUAUAAGAUUUUCCAUGAAAAUACCAUUAAAAUCCUUUGAAAAUCCCGUGAAUUUAACAUGAAUUAAUUCACAGGAUUUUCAUGGGUUUUUAGUUCAUAGUGUCGAGAAUUAAAGAAAAUUAAUAGUAGGUUUCAUUUACAGCAUGCUCAUGUGAAUGUCACAGGUGUUCAGUGAAAAGGUUGUUGUUGAUUUCAACAGGGAAUGCACAUGGUAGAUAUCAGCCUCCAAACGCUCUCCCCCAUCAGGAAAGACCUUUCCUUUUGAGCCCUCUCUGGAAUGGAGCACUUUUUACGGUCGUCAUCCCACAAUCAGCCGAGCUAGUGUUCUACAGUAAGUGCAUUGAUUAGCUGGCGUUAAGUGCAAAAGAACUGAAAUGUACCGCGGUAUCUGGCGCUCUAAGUUAAGUUAUUCAAGCAAACACCGGUAAUUUCUUUUCUCUGAGUUUCCUCCUCCCCAAAACCUAAAUUUCCAAAUUCCAAUUCGACUAGGGACUCGGAAUGGUGGAAGAAGCUAACACUAAAUCGUUCUAGUAUUUACCAAAUACGUUGGUAGCGAUAUUCACGGGAUUUGAUUGGCACUUGUAACCCAACGUAUUAUUUCAUGGCCAUUCGUUGUUUUGGCACGGGAGUGUAUAUGGCAUCGCACAUUUCGCAACAGUUUCUGAGCACGAAAUUUUAACGACAAAUGAAGCAGCUGUAUAACAAAUACCAAUUGCUCAUGCGUGAUGGUACCCCAGAUAAUUGUUUGUUUCAAAUGUUGUCCUGUACACAUGCAUCCUCAUGCAUGUGUAUGAAUAAUUUGUGAAAGGUUUAACCUAAGAACUGUUCGUUUUUAAUCUCCCUCACUAGAAGUGUUAAAGAAGUAUGGUAAUUUAGACGUGCCUUGCGGAAUCAAAUGUCCGUAUCUGUGGGAUGGCAACGGACGAUGGGUAAAUGAAUCAUGGAUACCUUUCCUCACGGGUCAGUGGCUAACAUUUAAAGAGUUAAUUAACGAUAUGAAUUACAAUCACUGAUAAAGAGAAAGAGUAGAAAUCACAACCGUAAUAAGUCAGGUAUUUUCUGCGCCGUAUCAGGGUAAUCAGCUCCUAACCGGAUUGAAAGUUCAAUUAAGGUUGCUUGUUAACGGGGAGAGAAUUAGAAGCCCUUUAAGGCGCAAACUGAUGUUAAUUGAUCAUCAUGUCAUGAAUAUUAAAACCAGACACAGACGUCCAGCUAAAAGCCAAAAGGACAUGGCCAGGCCGGAUAUGCAUUCACAGGACCAGCAGAGAAACUGAAGUUUUUCUUUUUUCAAAAAUAAAACCAAUCAUCUGCCUUGUCUCGGUAAAGUUCGCACACAAUCUGCGGAGUAGAAACAUGAUCUCAAGCGACAUCGUAAAUGACGAUCCCGAAAUACUCCCCCAAUCUCAUGAUACACUCUUCCCAUCAAUAUCGUUGGUUUUACAGGCGACCAGUUUAGGGAAAACAGCAUAAUGUUACACUGUUAGUAAGAAGAAGGAAAGGAGAGAGAGUUUCUCAAUUGCCUAUUUAGCAUUAGACUGCAUGCAAUAGUCAAAGAAACUCCCUCUAGAUGCAACAAAAUACGAGGAUAUAUGAUAACGAUGAUGACGAUAAUGAUGGUGAUUUAUUAUUAUUAUUAUUAUUAUUAUCAUCAUCAUCAUCAUCGUCAUCAUCAUUAAUAUUAUUAAAGCCUGGUUUACAUGGCGCGAGUAGAAUGCUCAGACGCAAUACACUCCUGAUCAUUAGUAUUUCUGUUUGGAAGAAGUUUCAACAAGUUACUCUGUCUGCGUAUGUUUGGGCUUAUACUUGAGUGACACGUCUAUACCUAAAAUAACGAUUAUACGUAUUUGAUAUCUCACGAAUUAUUAUAAACAUCUUCUACCUUCAGAUGAGUCAAAAUCCAAUCAAAUAGCCACAGCAGGAAAGUUAAACACACUUUGGAUUUACGGAGACUCUGUCGGAGAUUUCUUCUACAAGUCCAUUACCAAGCAACCUCUGUGUAAACAAAUAUUUCAAACAUGUAACAACACCUACAACUGGGUUUACACAAUAAAGGAGAGAAACUUAACCAGAGCGAGGCUGGAAAACGAUGAUAAAGAAUUUAGCAUCAGAAGAGUCAUCACCGAAAUAUUUCACGCAAUUUCCCAACCGUCCAUGAAGGACAAAAACAGUGCUCUCAUAUUAAAUAUGGGUCUGCACUACGUGCACACCAUAAACUUCACCACAUACGUGAGGCUUAUUGACAACACAAUCCGAUUGUUAACGGAAAAGUUUAAUACGGAUAAGAUAGCCUGGCGGUUUAGAGGCAAGCUUAUUUGGAAAACAACGACUGCUAUAAAUAAAGAAAAAUAUGGAGAUCCUCGCACCAACGCAAGGCAUUCUACCAGCAUUAGAUUUUUAACCUAUCAGGUGAGGCUGCGACAACGUGAUUAACAAAUAUUGAGUUGUUGUAAACUAUAAAUAUAAUCAAGCCUCCCCAGUAAAGGCAAUAAAGGAUCAGAAGCAAGGGGGGGUAAUUCCAUAAAGUUCGGCUAGGUGUGUGCCGCCAGGGUCUUCAUGGAAACACACAAACUUUCAUAAUACUCGCUUUCACAAUACUAACUGAUGAUUUGCUUCUCGGGUAACUGGGUAUUUACGCAUUUGAAUUUUAGCUGAUACAAUUUGAGUACCCCUUCCAAGGAUCAAACUGGGAACACAAUGCCCAAAGGGACAAAAAUGAUACCCCGUUGAAGGAUCGAGAUCCUCAAAAACCAUACCCUACUAUCUACCUACCCCUAGGAGAUAUUCAUGCGACUUUUCCUAAGAGGGGUGGGGGGGAAGAAAAGAGGUGGAUAAAAAAAUACGUUUUAUAAGGUUUAUAGGAAAAUCACUCAAAUUAUCCAUUUGCAAAUUACAUAUUUUGUUCCUUUUAUUAAUUUUGUCACUGAUAUUCCGCUACAGAGAUCUUCGGUUGAUAUUUUGGAUCAAUUUACGUUUCUGGGAAACUUCCCACCUACCCCUCUCCUAAGCCAUCAUUUUGCCCUAAGUGAGAAGUGAGUGUUAAAGUUAGCUUAGGGGAGGGGUAGGUGGGAAGUUUGCCAGAAACUUGAUAUUUUUGCUGACGAUACAACAAUAACAGCUAGUGCGCACUUUUCAGUAUUUAAUAACUGACCCAUCAUUUAAAUAGUGAUCUUGAUGCUGCUAAGUAAAUGGGCGACUAAUAAUAUGACGUUCAUAAACAAGAACAAGACCAAAUCUCUGCUUGUUAGAGGGAAGCGUAUUGCUAGGAAUUAACCUAGGUCAAGACACUAGCCCAAAGCCUGAAGAUAAUGCUCCAUAAAGUUGAAAUCUCCUAGGUCCCUACACAAAAACUUGUAGGUGUAACUCUUCAUAGGAACAUGGCUUAUGAUUCGCACGUUGACGAUCUAUGCAAAAAAUUAUCAAAACGCCUCUUUAAGCAUGUAAGUCCCUAUCUACGAAGAAAACGAAGAGAAACUUAUUAUAACGGAGUUAACAAACCGACCCUCAUGUACGGGAGCACGGAUUGAGACAGCUGUUGUGCGGAAAAUCUGCAAAGGGUUCUCAAGCUUCAGAAGAGGGCGGACGAAGAAUUAUUUUAGACGCAGACAGAAAAACACCAUCGAUCACUCUUUUCAAUAACCUUAAUUGCCUGCCUUUUACUAAGCAGUCGUUAAUGAAAACACUCACUUUAGUUUAUAAUCGCUUAGAUAUGACAAUUUUUAUAUCCUGAUUUACAUAGAUAAUUUAUUAAUUAAGAAUUCGGUCUCCCAUCAAAGAGAGACUCGUUAUUCCGAUUUAAACUUGUUUUGUGCUAAGUACGCAAGGAAAACCGAGGGAGGGGGGGGGGGCGAAUCUUCACGGUUAGGACAAUUGCAGAGUGGAACACUUUUGAUCCAUGAAGCAUCAGAAAGAAACUAUCAAUUACCAGUUUAAGCGCGCUUUGUACAAUAAAUGUUUAACUGAUCAGAAAGCUUCUCCGCUCCUUAAGAUAUGAGGCUUCUUUAUACAUGUAUUAAGAUUUUAUUUCAAGCAGUUUUUGCCAUUUUAAAUGUUAUAUUUUAAGCUUUUUGUAUUUUUAACUGUCGAUGUUUUAAGUGUUUGAUAUAAUCAGUGCUAGAAUUCUUACAAUACUGUCUUACUUUUUAGAUCCUUUUUAUAGUGUAAUGAGGGCCAAGAAUUUAUCAGUGUUUUAUUAACUACUCUCAAGUGUCACUCUCCAUAAAUAAAGCCUUUACUUACUUACUUACUUGCUCACUUGCUUACUUACUUACGUACUUACUUACUGACUGACUGACUGACUGACUGACUUACUUACUUACUUCAUAAUUACUUGUUUACUUACUUAUUACUUACUUACUUAUUCAAAAACCAUUGAAUAUAGUUUGCUACUAUAGCUUACACAAGACCUAGGGGAAGGGAAAUGUUGAUAAUAAUCAACUGAUGCUGUUUUUCACCUUCCCUUGCAGCGUGUGCUCUUGUUUAACGCCUAUGCCACGCACGCCAUGUGCAAAGCAAGGAUCGACGUGCUAGACGUAUUUCCCAUCAGCGACGCAUAUCCGGGAGGGACUGGGCUUCCUAAAAAGCCGUACGACGCAGUGCAUUUCAAGGCUCAUGUGUUUCAGCCAGUGGUGGAUUUGCUUCAAAGAUAUUUCAGAAACUAUUAG